AUGACCGAAGCUGACAUUAAGUCUGUUAUAAACGAAGCAAUUGUUAAAGAUAAUAUCAGCAGAGCUGACACGGCUGAUGCUAUCUUGUCUCAAGAAUUAUGUGAAUGUAUCGAAACAGUAACCAAGUCUUUAACAGAGCAACAGAAUGCUAUUGGAGUAAUAUCCAAUAUUCGUAGGCAA
Messenger RNA from Acaulospora colombiana, 180 nucleotides. Lineage: Eukaryota; Fungi; Glomeromycota; Glomeromycetes; Diversisporales; Acaulosporaceae. The record is from the annotation of a GenBank genome assembly.